CCUCCAUGAACAAUUGGUUGCAAUCUCCCCAACUCUCAAGUCCCAAGAUGAGGUCAACGACAUGUUACCAGAUAAGGCCCAGUAUCAGAUCGCAGAAGCAGUGAAUGAGUUGUUGGGAUUCAAUGGUCGAAAUCCAGAUCCAAAAUGGUAGAGAAAUUAUGUACCGUGGCCUCCGUCCUCAAGAAGCUGCCCGCCUCUCUGACCUCAAUCCCGACGACGAAACUGUCUACCAAAUUGUCCAGCCCGUCAAUACAGAAGGAAUCUACCUCGCCACACUUCGCAAGAGAUCCAAUCUACCCCAAGUCACCGUAACGAACGUAAUCAAACGCCUCGAAUCAAAACAAAUGAUCAAACAAGUCAAAAAGGUCGAGAAACCAACCCAAAAGUGGUACAUGUUGUACGAUUUGGAGCCUAGUGCGAGUUUGAGUGGCGGUGUGUUUUACAGUGAUGAUGGGUUGGAUGAGGGGUUAAUAUUGGGGUUGAGUGAGGGGAUAUUGAAGUUUUUGAAAGACCGGGCGGCGGGGGAUAAGAUCCGGGCGACGCAUUAUGUGCCAGAUUAUACCAGGUGCUACCCCAACGCGACUGAAAUCCAUGAAUGGGUCAAUAACAUGGGAAUCACGAAUACCGAACUCACAGUGUUGGAUAUCAUGCAGUUGUUGGAUGUCUUGAUCUACGAUGGAAAGAUUGAGAAGAGGCCAGAUGGGAUGACAUAUUCUGCUGUACGUGACUUCAAUAAGAUAGCGCAGAAUGCAUUUGUGGAGGCGCCGUGUGGGAAUUGUCCGGUGUUUGAUGUUUGCAAGGAGGGUGGACCGGUGAAUCAUGGGAGUUGUGUGUAUUACCAGGAGUGGCUCGGUGAUUUGGGGAAUAGAGAGGAGGAGAUCUUCUGA
Messenger RNA from Saitoella complicata NRRL Y-17804, 887 nucleotides. RefSeq names its product RNA polymerase Rpc34. Gene Ontology annotation, biological process: transcription by RNA polymerase III. The transcript is spliced from 3 exons. The record is from RefSeq and is a predicted model, not a curated record. Gene Ontology annotation, cellular component: RNA polymerase III complex. Lineage: Eukaryota; Fungi; Ascomycota; Saitoellomycetes; Saitoellales; Saitoellaceae. The coding region runs from base 105 to 887 and encodes 260 amino acids.